AUGCCGCAUCGGCAGGCGCCCUCUGCUGCUGCCGCCGCUGCGCCCGACAAGCCAAUGGCACCGGAUGCCAGUCCCGGCACUGCGUCGAUGCCGCUGCCAGAAGGCCUUGGCUGGGUGAUUAUACGUCACGACACUGCGCAGGGUCAAAUCGUCCUGUACGAGCCUGCCAGUCGCCAGCUCGCCGUCCAGCCACUCUCACGGCUCGAGAUGCACAUUCCCAUGUCGUCCAACUUGCUGACGUCUGUUCCGUCGCGGGACUCGGCGGAAGCUGCUCCAAGCGCAUCGUCGUCCUCCUCGGCGUAUACCACUCCCAUUCAACAAUCUGCCUCGUCGUUGUCGACAAUGUCUGGGACAAAUCUGCCAAGCAUUGCGCUGUCCCUCAUUCCCGUUUCAAUGCAACAUGCAUCAUCAUCGUCGCAUGAGCGUUUGCCAGGCCAAGCUGCGUCGUCCGCACUGUCCGAGUACAAUUCGAGCGAGAUUGGUCAAAUUGUGCUUCCAGGUCAUUCUGCCAUGUCCAACCCAAAUUACAGAAUGUACCACCAUCGCUAUGACAGCCCGACGCGGCUUCUGACAUGCCCGACGUGCCAUCAACGACUUCCGGCUGGAUUCCGCUUGUUUGCGAGGAUGGCUGAGGAUGUCGAUGAACCCGACUCUGCGUUUGCGUCUGGCGUGGGCUCGGGAUCGUCUUCUGCAUUCAACAGUGGAGACGCUGACGGAGAUAGCGGCGAUGAUGUCAAUGUCAAUGACGAAUCGGGCCAAAGCGACAACGAGGACGUCAGUUUGCGAAGUGGACAUGUUUGGUCACGCCGCCGCCGCAGCCGCGCAUCGCCGACUCCUGCUGCUGCUGCACGCACAACAUCCAUUUCACUACCAGAUGCUCUACAAUCCGAAACCAUGCUUGUUCGACGCAAUUCUCAUCUGCCGCGACUUGCUGCACCGCAAGGCACCCACCACCAAACACCACACGCCGUUUCUGGCGAACAGUCAGCAUCAUCGGCGGCGGCGGCGAGCUCUUCGCGGGUGCAGGUUGCUCCAUUGACCAUGGGCGAUUUGGUGCCCGUCGGUCGCCACAUUCAUGCAGAUCCAAAUUACUUUAGCUUGCUUGCUGCUGCCACCCAUCCUUCGCCUCUUCCCUCCCUGGCCGCGUCCUCCAGUCAGUCAUCUGCCGCAAGCUCAAGUCAACCCGCACAGCCGCUCCACGCCGCUCCUACAGGCAGCCAAGCCAGCGCAGACGUGCAGAACGACGACGACGACGACGACGAUCUUCUUCCGGAAGCAGCGCUCAACACGGGCUACUACAAGCGAUUCUUCAUCGAGGAGCAACGGAUUGGCUCUGGCCUUCGCGGCCAAGUGUUCAAGUGUCGCCACGAAAUUGACAACUUGUUCUUGGGGCACUAUGCUGUCAAGAAGGUCCCGGUGGGCGACCGCAAGCCGUGGCUGCUGCGCAUGCUUCGGGAAGUGCACUUGCUCAAUCGACUGCACCACGCCAACAUUAUUGGCUACAAGCACGCCUGGUGUGAAAUGCACCAGAGCACGCCCUUCGGCCCCGCCGUGCCCUGUCUGUUUAUUUUGAUUGACUAUGCCAAUGCGGGCAAUCUCGCGCAGUAUUUAUGGGCCCGGCCCCGCGUCGCUGACGCAUCUUCGUCCCACGUUGGGGAGUCUCCCCGCGCCAUCCGAGCUGCAGCACGUCGGAAGCGGUUGGACGCGGCCGCAGCCGCAGUCACCGCAGGCUCGCAAGACGAUACAAACCCCGAUCCGCUGGCCGCGCACGCGCGAUAUCUACCGGAUGAAGAAAUUUUGCGGCUGUUCCUGGACAUUACCCGCGGUUUGCACCAUUUGCAUAGCCAUGGUAUUAUUCAUCGGGACGUCAAGCCGCAGAACAUGCUCCUCACCAUUGAUGCCGAGGACGAGGAUGCCGGUGGCCGCGGGGCUUCCACUUCCGACAACAAUUCUGAAGGAACUGCGGCCUCAUCGGCGGCAGCCAGACGCCGCUCGCUCACCGGCCGCAUGCGAGCGCUCGUCUCUGAUUUCGGCGAGUGUGAAAACGAAUUCAAGCCCGUCUUGCGAAACCGCACUGGUGCAACCGGCACGCUCGAGUUUGUUGCGCCCGAGUUGCUAGCUGUCGAUGCUGCCACCGGCCAAUUCCCGGCG
Messenger RNA from Capsaspora owczarzaki ATCC 30864, 2151 nucleotides. RefSeq lists its product as hypothetical. Lineage: Eukaryota; Filasterea; Ministeriida; Capsasporidae. The annotation marks the transcript as partial. The transcript has a single exon. The record is from RefSeq and is a predicted model, not a curated record. Gene Ontology annotation, biological process: protein phosphorylation. Gene Ontology annotation, molecular function: ATP binding; protein kinase activity.